This is a messenger RNA of Zea mays, 1107 nucleotides long. Its product is annotated as tonoplast intrinsic protein 1. Gene Ontology annotation, biological process: water transport; transmembrane transport. The transcript is spliced from 2 exons. Gene Ontology annotation, molecular function: water channel activity. Bases 85 to 837 code for a protein of 250 amino acids. The record is from RefSeq and is marked validated. NCBI's taxonomy places the organism in Eukaryota, Viridiplantae, Streptophyta, Magnoliopsida, Poales, Poaceae. Gene Ontology annotation, cellular component: plant-type vacuole membrane.
CACCCCCCGAGCUCAGCUUAGCUCCACUCCAGCUCCAAUCACAGUCGUGACCAGAGCGCGAGAGCUAGCUAGAGGGCCGUGAAAAUGCCGAUCAAUAGGAUCGCCCUGGGGAGCCACCAGGAGGUGUACCACCCGGGCGCCCUCAAGGCGGCGUUCGCUGAGUUCAUCUCCACCCUCAUCUUCGUCUUCGCCGGCCAGGGCUCCGGCAUGGCCUUCAGCAAGCUGACCGGCGGCGGCCCGACGACCCCGGCGGGCCUGAUCGCGGCGGCGGUGGCGCACGCGUUCGCGCUGUUCGUGGCGGUGUCGGUGGGCGCGAACAUCUCCGGCGGGCACGUGAACCCGGCCGUGACCUUCGGCGCCUUCGUGGGCGGCAACAUCACCCUGUUCCGAGGGCUCCUGUACUGGGUGGCGCAGCUGCUGGGGUCCACCGUGGCGUGCUUCCUGCUCCGCUUCUCGACGGGCGGGCAGGCCACGGGCACCUUCGGGCUGACGGGCGUGUCGGUGUGGGAGGCGCUGGUGCUGGAGAUCGUGAUGACCUUCGGGCUGGUGUACACGGUGUACGCGACGGCGGUGGACCCGAAGAAGGGCAGCCUGGGCACCAUCGCCCCCAUUGCCAUCGGCUUCAUCGUGGGGGCCAACAUCCUGGUGGGCGGCGCCUUCGACGGCGCGUCCAUGAACCCCGCCGUGUCCUUCGGCCCCGCCCUCGUCAGCUGGGAGUGGGGCUACCAGUGGGUGUACUGGGUCGGCCCCCUCAUCGGCGGCGGCCUCGCCGGCGUCAUCUACGAGCUGCUCUUCAUCUCCCACACCCACGAGCAGCUCCCCUCCACCGACUACUAAAAGCCGAAGCCGACCGACCCAGGGGUGCGCAGCGCAGCGCAGCUAGCAUCCAGCGCUCUCUCCCCGCUCGCCGCCGUUUAGUUUCUCUCGUGCACGUGCAUGCAUCGUAGACUGUCUCAGGCCGCCGCUGCGCCGGCGCCGCUCGCAUCGUUUGCUUCCUUGGACCAGCAGUCGUCGCCGUCAGGCUGAACUGCUUGUAACCGUGAAUUCCGGACCCGUUUGCUUCUGUAAGAUUUGUGCAUUUGCCUGAGUACACCUCGAUCUGCAGCA